AUGGUGCUUCACAAAUGGUCAAGUGCUGAAUUUCCGGAAGAGUACGCUCUCGUACACAUCACUGACAACUCCAAGCGUAGCAUUUUGCGGCUGAGAGUGAAUGGAGAAAGGGUGGUGUUGAGAGUCGCAGAGUCUAUGUGCGACCAUCAUCCAGUUCGCUUACUUCACAUGGAGGUCACUGCUCAAAGGGACACCGUCAACUGUUUCGACUUUCAGCAGGUGAGAGUGGUCGUCGAUGGCACUUCUCAACAGACUCAGCCCAUGGGUAUGGGCACUGAAUCUUGGAGCGACCUGUGUGGAAGGAAAAGUUGUUUUUAUGAAGUGACGCGCAAAGUUGGAAAUAUUGGUUCGGUGGAGAAGGUUUCUUGGGAGUUUUUCCACUCGUAUACAGUUUUUCUUAGAACCCAUAUCAGAUACCAUGUGAUCAUUGAGUGUGACAAAGAGAGAGGACUUAGGGCAAACAUUAGAGGCCCUUUCAAAUGUGAGGGUCCAGUUUUGAGAGACAGUUUGGUGACAGCCGAAUGUGAAAGAGGGUCACUGAUUCAACGCGUGGUAGAAGAAGAGGCAGCAAAAGAUAUGAGAGGCUUUGCUGAGAGUGCACGUUUUCAUGGUCAUGCUAAUGCCUCUACGUUCCAAGGUUGGGAUGAUGAUCGCAGUAUUGGUCUGAUCUUGAAUACUGGCAUUGGCAAUGAAUUGGGACCUUUGGAAGUUGAACAAAUUCCAGAAAUACUUCCGAUCUUCGUGAAGCUUGAUGAACUAGAGGACAUGGAGAAACAAGAUGUGAAUUAUUGA
Sphenostylis stenocarpa is the source of this 792-nucleotide messenger RNA. The record is from the annotation of a GenBank genome assembly. Lineage: Eukaryota; Viridiplantae; Streptophyta; Magnoliopsida; Fabales; Fabaceae.